Messenger RNA from Bactrocera neohumeralis, 6705 nucleotides. RefSeq names its product serine-enriched protein (gene gprs). The record is from RefSeq and is a predicted model, not a curated record. NCBI's taxonomy places the organism in Eukaryota, Metazoa, Arthropoda, Insecta, Diptera, Tephritidae. Gene Ontology annotation, molecular function: protein binding.
GCAACAGACUAAAAGUGUCCUUUGCUCGCAACGGUUGCACUCGAAACUCGCGUACGGUACUUGUAAACGUGGGCUAAAGCAACUACCAAAAAUACAUAUACAUAAAAAAUAUUGAAUUUUUGCAAAUUGUAAAGUGAAAUUUUGAAAUCUUAGCAAAUAUUGAAAAGUAAAUCAUUCGUGUUUCGUGCAAAGUCUGCAGCGGAGAAGAGUUUUGUGUUUGCUUGUUUCAUUUGGCAAGGCUUCAUUUGCUGCUUCUUUAUUGAAAAUUGAAUUGAAAAUUUUUUCGUUUUUAACACAAGCACACAUAAAAGUGGUGGAGAAAUCUCCUGUAGGUAGUAAAGCCAGCAGUAAAAAUAUUUAAUUUAAAAGAAAAUAUUCAAAGGUACGCACUUCAGCGAGAACUACGCAUUAGCUAAACCGUUCAAAGGCUGCUCAGCACCUACACACAUACACAAAUAGAUAAAACUGUAGCGCGUCUGCAAUUCAAGGAUACAGCUUUGCUGGGCGCUGCUUUCAAUUCACAUUCUUCUCACACAGCGGCCAAAGCGUAAAAUUUCUUCCCCUUAACGUAAAUAGUAAAUAAUAAUUAAUAUUAAAUUGUUUUGCCUGUUUGUAUAUAAUAAAUUGUUGAUAUAAAAAGUGCAUAAAAUAUUUGCAAAAUGUUUUCCAAAAUGUUUGUGAAAUUUAAAACGAAAUGAUAUGAAAUCUAAGUUUCAACGGAUUUUCGCAGUUUGCUAGAAUCCGUUAAAAAUAUUGCAAUUUACUGGCAACAGAAGUGCAGUAACAACAACAGUAGCGUGUAGCUAGCAAUUAAAUUUAAGAGUAACCCCAAAUGCCCGAAGCUCUGACACUGCCCGGCAUGGCUGAUGCGGAGCCAGAUUUGUCAACGUUCGAGAAUAAGACCGGCUUGGCCGAGGAUAUGAAAUUUCUGGCAUCGAUGCCAGAGUUGUGCGAUGUGACCUUUUUGGUUGGAGAUACGCGCGAACCAGUUUGUGCGGUUAAGGCUGUUUUGGCAUCGCGUUCGCGUGUCUUCGCCAAAAUGCUAUACUCGGCGCCAUCGCCGCAACGCAAACGUGAAGCAUCGACCAAAGAGAAUAAAUUACGGCUUUUCCUUAAGCGCUCAUCGGAGCCACUGUUGAAUCUACAAAAUGCAGCACAACAGAGGAGUGGUUUUACCCAACAAUUAGCUCCGAUACCCGAGCCGGCUGGACAGCAACAUCAGACGCUGAUUAUUGAGGAGUUCGAACCGGAUGUUUUCAGGCAACUGAUAGAGUACAUACACGGCUGUGUGACGUUGCAGCCGCGAACACUUUUGGGCGUCAUGAACGCGGCAGAUUAUUAUGGUUUGGAGGAAUUGCGGCGCGCUUGUGCUGGCUUUGUACAGUGUUGCAUCAAUGUGGACACUGUCUGUGCAUUGCUCGCGUCUGCCGAACGUUACAUCCAAUAUAAAUGUACCAAGAGCCUCGUACAAAAAGUGCUGGAGUUUGUGGACGAGCAUGGUAAUGAGGUACUUAAUUUGGGCAGCUUUACCUUGCUACCGCAGCAUGUGGUACGUCUGAUAUUGGCGCGUGAGGAGUUGCGCGCCGACGAGUUUACUAAGUUUCAGGCGGCGCUCAUGUGGAGUAAGAAGUAUUUCGACAACAAUCCGAAUAUUGAUAUGAAGGAGAUUUUGGGCAAUUUUCUGGAGUACAUUCAGUUCCAUAAGAUUCCGGCAAAUGUACUGAUGCGUGAGAUUCAUCCACUGGGCUUGGUGCCAUACUCGAUCAUUAUGAACGCAUUGGCCUAUCAGGCAGACCCAGAAAGCAUCGACCCCGGAAAGCUGUCUCCCAACUCUAGUCGCUCGCAUGGCCGUCAUAAGCACCAUCAAUCAUUACCAAAAAUUCGCAAAGCCAAAUCUCAGAGUUUCCGCACCCGACGCAGUCCAUCUGAGCGCCGUAGCCCAAAUGCCGCACCCAUAUUUGGUCAAGCGGCAAAUUUGACAUUAAACACCGCCCAAUUGGCGGCCAAUGAUAAGAAACGUAGUCCACUUACACCAAAGAGUCCCAUACUACCACAACCUGAAUCGAAAAGUCCGGGCAGUACUUCGCAGAAAACGCCGACAACAUUAUCCCGACAGGGCACAUUACGUGCUUCACAUCGCCGCAAGAACAGUAUGACUGGAUCAUUAGUGUUGGUACAAGGGCGUCGCAGUCCAGUGGGCUUUAAUGACCGCAGUCCGCAAGGACGUCGUAGUCCAUUGAUUAUGUCCAAUGAUCGCCUAAAGUCACCGAAUGAAUUGCCUGUACAACCUAUGUUCGGUUUGGGGCUGCAUAGUCCGACCGCGCGUAGUCCUACAGGUGGUGCACGCAGUCCUACGUUAAGCAUGCAUACACAGGAACGACGCUCGCCCAUCGGUGCUGCGGCGCCUGUAGAGUUCGGCCAGCCACGUCGUAGUCCCACUUCAACUGUGCAUGUGCAGGAUGCACACUACGACGAGGGGGAGCCAGAUGAGAAUGGUUUAGUGCGUUCAAGCAGUGGCAUAAAGCGUCCAUCAAUCAAUCUCUUCACACCUAUUUAUUUCGGUGGCGAUAAACGUAGUCCACUAACAGCUAUGCCUAUACCACCAAUCACUGUCUCCAAUCCGACGGAAACUGGCAGAUUAGCUGAAAAGAUUGCAGAAUCAAAUGCAGCGGCCGAAGCGGCACGCGAACUGGAAAGACAACGUGAAGAAAAAGAGAAACAAGAAGCGACAGCGGCGGCUAAAGAACCAACACCUGAGAAAAAGGAACGCACAAGUGUCAUGAAGGAAAUACUUGCCUUUGUACGUAAACCAUCUAAGCAUAUUUCUACGCGCACUAAUCGUUUCGCUAAUGCUUUUACACGCGCCGAGUCCGGCUCGUCAUCGGGACCGCUUAUUAGACAGAGUACUUUCUCAGCUAGUCCGGCCGCUUCAUCAACUGCGGCGAAAAGUGCGGUCGUAAAGCAAAUGUCCGAAGUUGCAUUCGAACCGAAGAUGUCAUUGAAAUUCGCACACUAUGCAAAAAUGUCACUAAAAUUACGUCGAUCUGCCAAUGACGAUAAGACGAAGCAAGCAGCUGCAGCCAGCACAUCGAAGCGCGCCAGUGCCGACUCCAAUUUCAGUAGUAGCGGCUUGGAUCCACAUGAUGCACAGGUAGGUCGCGCCGGUGGCAGUCUCGGCGGUGGUGCCGGCUCCGGACGUGCAUCACCGCUCGGCGAACUGCCAUUCGAGUUGGCGAAUGUGCAUUUCGAAAAGGUCGGUGAGUCAUAUAUUAAGCACGAGAAGAUACACGAAGAGGAGUACGUGGACGAAGCCGGCACCACAACCGAUACAAUUGUCACCAGUUUAGUAGAGGAGAUCACAAAUUCGCUUAAAGUAGUCUCGUUGUCAAGUGAGAACGCACAAAUAACACAUCAUUUUCAACGACGCUCCGAAAGUCGUGAGCCAAUUGAGCCGCGCAUAAGCGAAGAACGGGAAUCCGAUUCGAAUGACCUUGUAAUUCCGGAGGAUUUCCGAACUGAGCUAACCGAAAUUUUAAAGUCCUAUGCAUCAGAACCAAUAUAUGUGAAUUUGCAAGUGUUGCGCCGUGAAACUGAAGAGGCCGAGGCUGCAGCAGCCCAAGCAUUAGCCAAAGCAACCGAAAAUAGUUUAGCGACCGAGAAAUCCCCAUUGCAAUGUCCGAUUAUUGAGUUUGAGCCGCCUUCACGGCGUUCUUCAUUCGAUCCACCGCGAUCGCCAUUUUUAGAAAAUUUGCGUAGUCCCGGUGCUGAUACUGAUAACGAUCUAAUCAACUUACAACGUUUAGAUUCUGGUGGUGAUAGUUUCGAAAUGGUUGAGGGUGAUCGUAAAUCAAGUCGCGCCGAGUCAAGUUUCGACUGUCCCUAUUCGUCACGUGACACUAGCUUUGACAUAUCCCGUUAUCAAUCCACAAGUUAUGAAGAUCAAACUUCAAGCUUUGAAAUUGUCGACAUGGACGAUAAAAAGAAAUCGAAUAUUGACUUGCGUAAAUCCUCCAUUGAACUAGUCGAUGCGGAGACAUUUCAACGCAGUGGCUAUUCUUGUGGACGCAAGUCCUCUUUAGAAACACACUUUGAUUAUACACCCUCCGAUGCGAGUGGCAUGACACCCGCACGCUCACCCAACUUCCCAGUGAGCAAGAAGCAAAAACCCGAAACUCUGCGUGCGCUUCGCAUUUCACCCUUUAGUGCCUUCUCACGUGCCCGUAGUCCACUAUCCAAUCAGACCUCCUCAAACUACAGUUCACGUGACAGUUACGAUUCAAGUUCGUCUUAUCCACACUCCGCGCCCAGUCACCACGAACCGCAGCGCAGUCCGUUCGCCGAUCCGACGAAAAAACAUUUUCCGCUCACUAUCAAGCAACGCGAAGAGGAAGUUAAGACUUUUCUCUGUACUGAUCAGCGUUGCGCUUCGAUAUUUGAGCCACGCCCCAGUUCGGUAUUGACGCAACAACUCUCAACUGGUUCGAUGUCUACACCAUCGGGUUAUGGCAAUGGUACACCGUGCCCGGUGGUGUGUAGUGUAGCGGCCGGCUUUUCAAGCGGUAGUGAAUUUGAACCACCAUCACCACGUCGCGCCGCUAGUGCGUCCCCCAAGCAUACUUUCACUUUUCGCAUAGUCAUGAAGAAGGUCGAUAGUUCGCCGGAGGCUUUGUGCACCGAGCGACAUCGUAGCCGCAUAUUUGAUAGAUACCGGCGUAGAGAUAGUAGACGCAAGAGAAUACAUGAGGCUGGCAAGAGUUUUUAAAGGAUGUAAUGGAAGGUAUGCUAUUUUUGUUUUAACGGGACCGUGGUUUGAUAAAGCGUAGUUAUAAGCGGAAAUGAAGCUUGGUCUUGGUGGUAGGAGGUUCAUAAAUGUCUGGCAAAGUUAAUGCAACAAGUAAAAAUUGAGCUUGGGUUACAUUGUCUUCGCUUCUGCUACGAAAUAUGAAGAUUAAUAAAUAGCAUAAAGAUGGAGCGAAAUUAUAUCUGGUUAGGGCUGAUUGGAAUUAUUAAGGACCUAUAUAUUCGAUCGAAAAUGUGUAAAAAAAUAUGUAAAGCAGUUUACUAAAUAAUAGCAAUAAAAAUAGUUGAAGGAUGUCGGAAGAAAAUGUGAAGUUUUGGGAAGAAAAUGCUUUGAUUGCAGUAAAUAUUCCAGGGAGAAGAAUCGAAAGGUAUUUAGUUUUGAAACCCGGCAGAUGAGACUUAGUAUAGGGUAUUAAAUAUUGCUGGGUAAAUAAAGAACCAGCAGGAGAACUCAUAGUAAACGGAUUAUCAAGAGAGUAAAAGAAAGAAAAAGAUAAACGUUUGACAGCCAAGAGAAAAGAGAAAGAAAAUCUAGAUACGAAGGAUAGCCAACUUUAAAUUGACGCGUCGAAGUCGAAGUAAAAAAAAAAGAGAUAAACGUUUGACAGCCGAGAAAAAAGAGAAAGGAAAACAAGGAACGUGUGGAGAUUUCGGGCAGAGACAAUUAUUUUCAAGACAGCUAACUCUAAUUUGACUUUUCGAAGUCUAAAGUGCUAUCAAAACUUCUCAGUCCACAGUUCAUGCAAAGGACUCAGAGGUAACGAGAUGAGCAACUAAAAAUUUAUAUUUGCUCAGCGACGUACGACUUGCAGUUUAACAGAAAAGAGAGCAGAGCAAUGUGAAAAGAGAAUAGAUAUAUUUAUUGUAACUGCGAGAGGUGGAGGUCAGAACAAAGAUAGGUAAUUAAUUAAAGAAAAAACGCAUAAGAAACGAAUACUAUAGAACUUUAUAAGGAAAAUUUGAGGACUUCAGUUUCGUGUGAAAAAAGCGAGAUAUGAAAAGUAGGCGAAAUUUUCAUGUCUUUCAGAGCAUAUAUGUUUGAAAAUGACCAGUAUUGCCAUACAGCCACAGUACAGGGACUAUUUAGUAAAUAGUUAAAUGCAACGCUGCAACUGAAUUCUAAAUUUAAAACUCAGCAUGAAUGUAUGUAAUUUAUAAACUAGUAGGAAAUUUACUUAGAAACUGUUAACUAGUUGUAUGUGACAAAUGAGAGCAAAAGCGAGUUAUUGGUAAUGAGUACAAAGAGCAAAGAAGAGCAGGACAUGAGAAAGUACGCGAAAAGCAAAGAUGUGAGAGUAAGUCAAAAGCAAAGAUGAGAAAGAAAGACAAAAGCAAAGUUAAGAAAAUGAGUCAAAAGCAAAGUUAAGAAAGUGAGGCAAAAGCAAAGUUAAGAAAGUGAGUCAAAAGCAAAGAGCGCAGUCUUAAGUGAAAAAAGGGAACUAGAGCAGAACUAGAGAGCAGUGCAGGUACGAAGGAGCGCUAAAGCGUAUUAGAAAUCGUACGAGAAGGAAUGCUGUUGUUGUUGUAGUUAAAAUAAAUAAAAUUUUCUCCAAAACUAGAAAGGAAGUUGAUAGUCAAAUAGUAAAUGUGAAAUACAAAAAUAUACAAAUGAAAUUUUUUUGCAUACAUAUGUACAUAUGUGUCGAAUAUGUACUGCUUCAAGUUUUUGCAAUUCUCUUUAUGAAAAAAAAACGUUAAAAAACAUGUAUAUAGAGAGAGAGAGUUAAAAAAAAAUUAUUAAAUAAUUUACUAACAAUCCAUAUGCGCUGAACCCACUGUUCCAAACCCAGUCUUAUGAAUACAAUCGUUAUAUAGGAAAUGACGAACAAUAAUCUUAAAGAAGAAACACACACAUUGUCUAAAGUUUAACGGUACAACACUUGCAAUGAAUCAGUAAAUGUAAUU